Caretta caretta (loggerhead turtle) is the source of this 1302-nucleotide messenger RNA. The record is from RefSeq and is a predicted model, not a curated record. NCBI's taxonomy places the organism in Eukaryota, Metazoa, Chordata, Testudines, Cheloniidae.
AUGGCUGAAGAAGAUCCAAAGGGGCCCGAAAGCCCAAUCUCUCUCUCUUUUUCAGGGAGUGGGUUUCUUAUAAACUACCAGGUAGGAGUGGUGCAGGCUUUAUGGGAAUUGGCACCUGAAACAAUGAGAUCCGCAUCCAAGGUCUACGGAACAUCGUGCGGGUCAGUCGUAGCUGCAGCAGUGGCGUGCGAUGUUGACGUUGGUCGGAUAGAAGAAUUUUUUCAUGAAGCUGUGGAAGAAGCCAGGAAAGUGAGCAUUCUCACCCUUUGUCCAGGUCACCGUAUGCUUCGGAUCAUAGAGAAGGGGAUGAGUCAAAUGCUGCCGGAGAACUCACACCAGCUGGCUUCGGGGAAGCUUUGCAUUUCCCUCACGCGUGUGUCGGACUUACAGAACGUCGUCAUUUCAGAGUACAGAUCGAAGGAGGAGGUCGUACAGGCAGUGAUCUGUAGCUGCUUCCUUCCUGUCUAUUGUGGAUUCAACCCUCCCUCCUUCCAAGGCAUGCGCUACAUUGAUGGAGGUAUGACGAACAUGCAGCCUGGCUCGGACUCGGAAACCAUGAUCACGGUAUCCCCUUACACAGGAGAGGUCGACAUCUGCCCGAGGGACUGCCCGACCUAUUUCAACUGCAUUAGCGUCUUCCGAAGCACCUUCCUGCUCUCAGCUGAGAACCUAAGCAGGUUUAGUUACAGUAUUUUCCCACCCAGUCCUCCGGUGAGUAGCCCCAGGGACUGCACAGUGACAGAUCAUUUCGGUAUGGCCAACCCCAAGCAUGUGAGGAUCAUAAAUCAUCCCCCAGCCCAAAUCACGAGAUUGCUUAAAAAUCACGCGCCUUAGGAAAAAAUUCUGGGUAGGUUCUCUUGGCCUUCUGAUGUUUCAGCCUGUAGAAUUCAAAUGUGCAGGCUUUACUCCACAGCAGUGUUUUUUUUUUAACGAAGUCAGAGAUGCUCACCAAAAAUAAAUAAAUAAAAUAAAAAACCCACAUGACUCCAGUAGCUGGUGCUUUAAGAAAAACACCAAAUAUUGUGAGAUGCACAAAGAAAUGGCAAGGGUUGGCAACACUGUGAUUACUGCCCUCAGGGGCACUUUUUUUGCAAUUAGAAUGACUCUCCUUUAUAACGCUGAGUGGUUUCCCCUGCAGGUGCUACGCGAGUUUUAUUUACAAGGAUAUCACGAUGCCAUUUUCUUCUUACAGAGGCAAAGUAAGUGUUACAAAGAUUGGGAGGUCUAUGUGAGUUAGGAAUUCCUAGCUUGCUCUGUCUCACAAAGCAUCACUAGGAUCUUUUGCACAAUCCCAGGUCAUUA